This is a messenger RNA of Klebsormidium nitens, 818 nucleotides long. Lineage: Eukaryota; Viridiplantae; Streptophyta; Klebsormidiophyceae; Klebsormidiales; Klebsormidiaceae. The record is from the annotation of a GenBank genome assembly.
AUGAAAGAUCUGUUUGAAUCUCUCAUUGACCCUUGCUGUUGCCGAUUCAGGACGCUCUUGUCUGCUCCUCUAUUCGGUGUCCACAGAUACAGCGGCUCUUUCUCCCCUCAAGGACCAGCGAUCUGGACAUUGUUCCUGCGUUGGUCCGCUUGGGCGGCCCCCCUUUCGUGCAGCGCCCUCGAAGGGUUUGUGAAAGGUGCAGGUGGGCUCCAUACGCUAUCCCUCGCAGGUUGUUCCCGCUUGCUUACCCGGGACCUCCGUUUUCAAAAAGCGACGGCUUUCUUACGAGCACUUGACCUCGGCAACUGCACGGCUUUGGACAAGUCUCUGUUCGACUUCUUGCCUCCCAGUCUCCAAAGGCUGCUUCUGCGGAAUUGCUGGCGACUCUUCCAAGGGAGCCUGCAGACGCUCAUUCGAAAUUGUCCCCUUCUGGAAGAGUUGGACCUCUCCUUCGAUGGUCUAAUCGCCGCAGGUCUUGGACCCUUUGCAGCAGUGGCACUAGCAGACUUGAAGCAUUUGAGAGUGUUGGAUUUGAGCGAUCAGGGAAACGUAGGCAGUGUUGCUCUGGACAAGCUCCGUAGAGCAAACCCGAGCCUGCAGCUUGUAAAUAGGGCACCCACGAGCAUGCUCGUAAAGUCUCAUCAAAGCCGGGACGAAAGUGUUGUUGAAGCAGGUAGUCCGGGGAUAAAAAAAUCAGAACAGCUGACAACGGUGCAAUAAAGCUUCGCGAAUGCAAUGCUGUUGCAUUCGAAGAUCGCGGUAUCAAACGAGGUCAAAGCUAACCCGGCGGAGCAGGACGUUGAAAACACAAAAGCCCC